Messenger RNA from Morus notabilis, 1894 nucleotides. Its product is annotated as pentatricopeptide repeat-containing protein At3g20730. Gene Ontology annotation, biological process: RNA modification. The record is from RefSeq and is a predicted model, not a curated record. NCBI's taxonomy places the organism in Eukaryota, Viridiplantae, Streptophyta, Magnoliopsida, Rosales, Moraceae. The transcript is spliced from 2 exons. Gene Ontology annotation, molecular function: protein binding; RNA binding. The coding region runs from base 59 to 1828 and encodes 589 amino acids.
UGUACUUGUGGGGUAAUACAAUAGAAAAUAAAAGGAAAAAAACAGAAAACAUUACAUAAUGCAAAUUCCAUGUAAGAUUAAACGACUGAAAGAACCAGCAAAACUAAUCCUCUCCAACCCAAUUCAUUCCGUCUCUCAUCACUAUUCUCUGUACAUGAACAUUUUGCAAAACUGCAUCGAUUCAAGAGCCAUCACGCCGGGUCUUCUCGCUCACACCCAUGUCAUAACACAUGGGUCCGAUUCAAAUCUUCAUUUGAACACAAAACUUGUCAUAUUCUAUGCAAAAGUUGGUCGACCACUUUCCGCACGCAAAGUGUUCGACAAAAUGUCUGAAAGAAGUGUUGUGUCUUGGACUGCCAUGAUUUCCGGGUACACUCAAAAUGGUUGUUUCGGGAAUGCUCUGAUGUUGUUUGUGGAAAUGCGGAGAGCGGGUUUUAAGGCUAAUCAGUUUGGGUAUGGUAGCACUUUGAGGGCAUGUACGGGUCUGAGAUGCUUGGAGACUGGGAUGCAAGUACACGUGUGUGUUCUAAAGAGUAGGUUUGUGGAGGAUUUGCACGUGCAAAGUGCAUUGAUUGAUUUUCAUUCGAAGUGUGGAAGAAUGGGGGAUGCGUGUUUUGUGUUUGAGAAAAUGCUGAAGAGGGACUUGGUAUCGUGGAAUGCGAUAAUCGGUGGGUAUGCUGUUCAGGGUUAUUCUGAGGAUUCUUUCCUAAUGUUCUGUUCAAUGAUGAGAGCAGGAAUGAGUCCUGAUUGCUUCACCUUGGGAAGCCUUUUGAGAGCCUUAGCCGACGGGAACUGUCUUGUGAAGGUUAGUCAAGUGCAUGGACUUGUUAUCCAACUAGGUUUUGGAUCAUACAACACUCUGUGUGGAUCGCUAAUUAAUGCUUAUGCAAAAUGUGGAAGCAUGAAAAGUUCUCAUCAAUUGUACGAGAGUAUGUCUGACAAGGAUAUUAUCUCUUGCACUGCUCUGAUUGUUGGAUACGCACAGGAAGGUAACCGUUGUAUAGAUGCGGCGAAUAUCUUCAAAGAAUUGAUUUAUAUGGACGUGAUGAUUGAUAAUGUUGCUCUGUGCUCCAUGCUUAAUAUAUGUGCCAAAAUGCCCUCAUUGAGCUUAGGGAGACAAAUCCAUGCUCUUACUUUCAAACAUCAACCUCGUUAUGAUGUGGCCACGGGCAAUGCUAUUAUUGACAUGUAUGCAAAAACAGGAGAAAUCAAGGAAGCUACUCGUGCUUUUGAUGAGAUGGAAGAGAGAAACAUCAUUUCCUGGACAUCGUUGAUUAUUGGAUAUGGAAAGCAUGGCUUUGGACAUAAGGCAAUUGAACUAUAUAAGGAGAUGGAAUGUGAGGGUUUAAAGCCAAACGAUGUUACAUUCUUGUCCCUUCUGUUUGCUUGCAGUCAUAACGGAUUGACUCAUGAAGGAUGGGAAUGCUUCAAUAAUAUGGUCAGCAAGUACAACAUUUUACCCCAAGCAGAACAUAUAUCUUGUUUGGUAGAUAUUUUUGCACGUGGAGGCUUGUUGGAAGACGCGUAUAAUCUGAUAUGCAAGCUGAAUAUUAAGCCCAAUGCAUCAGUUUGGGGUUCCAUUCUUGGGGCCUGUAGCGUCUAUGGCAAUAUGUCUCUUGGAGAAGUAGCAGCUAAGCAUUUAUUUCAGAUGGAUCCAAAUAAUUCUGUGAACUAUGUUGCUCUAGCAAGCUUAUAUUCUGCGGCCGGUGGGUGGGAUAAUGCUGGGAAGAUAAGGAGUUUAAUAGAAAUGAAAAACUUAAAGAAGGAGCGAGGAUGCAGCCUUUUACAGCCUACGUUGAACAAAACUGUGCUUUUGCAACCAAGCUAAAAUUUCACAGUUAUCUACAUACGCAGCUAAAAUUUCACAGUUAUCUACAUACGCUGUUGGUGGAAA